AUGUACUCCACGCCUGCCAUGUACUCGCUGGUGGAAGGGACAUUGCCAGGGGCCGUCAAGAUCCUACCACGCUCAUCGGAAGGAAGCCAAAAGGUGGUUGUAGGCAGCCAGUCUGGCGUUGUUCACGCAUUCGGGGCCAGCCGUGGUCGCAUUGAAACGGUGUUCAAGACGUUGCCUGCUGGGAAAGGCGUCGGCUGCGUUCAGCUGGGCGGGCCCGUCGGCAGCAUUCAGGACAAGAUAUUUGUGGCAGCAGGCAACGAGAUCACCGGUUACACACGAAAAGGAAAGCAGUUCCUGAAGUUCGACACAAAUCUGACAGACAACAUACGGUGCAUGAGCGUGUGCGGCAACGACCUGGCGGUGUGCGGUGAAUACGUCUACAACCACUACUUCGAGUGCCAGGACAAAAACUACUAUCUGUCGAAUGGCCGCAUAAAUGACAUGAUCAUGCUGCCAAUCGACAAACUACGGGCCCUGGUGCCCGUUCUUGCUUGCCAGGACAGGCUCCUUCGUGUGCUCAAGGAUUCCCAAUGCCAGAUGGAAAUCGAAGUGUCUGGUCCUGCGACAGCAUUGUGUCUCUACCAGGGUGAUGGAGGUGCUGCGGGCAAGGACGUUGUGUACGGUACAAGCGACGGCAAAGUGGGCCUUCUUUCCAUCGACAAGUCUCCUCAUGCACCGGUCUGGGAGAUCGAGAAUGUCAACGGAGGUGGAAGCAUCACCUGUCUCGGUUCCUACGACAUGACGGGCGACGGUGUCUUGGACCUUCUCGUUGGAAGAAACGAUGGUCAAGUCGAAGUGUACUCCUUCAAGGAUUCCGGUGAACCGUUGCUGCGUUUCUCCUACAACUGCGGUGAGAGUGUGACAUCUGUGCAAGGUGGUGCCAUCGGAAACGCCCGCUACGAUGAAGUGCUGGUCACUACUUACAGCGGUUGGAUUUUCGGUCUGUCCGCCGAGCAUUCAGAGAAGAGGCUGGACCCCGACUACCUGCUCAUUUCUCCAGAGUCGGCGCAAAAGAUCCUCAAGUUGAAGGAGGAAGUGGAGCAGCUGGAGCAGAAGGUUGCCCGCGAACGUGAGACGUACCAGCUGCGCACGUACUCCUCGGACAAGGGUUCCAUCUCUGCGGUGCCCUUCUUCGCGCUGGAUGACUCCUUUGUGCUGCACCACCAGGACGCCUCGUACGUGCUCGCCAUUCAGCUACAGACGGCAAUCGACACCGUCGUCUUACAGUCCAACGUACCCGUUGACCUGUUGGACAGCAGCAAGAAUUCAGCUGUCGUCAGCUACACGACGUGUGAUGCUCAGUCCAGCGGCAACUACCUGCUCGCCACGUUCCGGUGCCAGGCCAACACAUCGAGGCUCGAGGUCAAGAUUCGAACCAUCGAGGGCCAGCAGGGCGUCUUGCGGGCCUACGUCACCGCGCAUCUUCAGCCCAAGUGCUGCCGCCGGCGAGAGUACCAGAUACGACCCCUCUCUCUGCACCGGCGGACACACUCGCUGCUGGAGGAUGACAGGUGCAUGAACGUGCUCAAGCUGCGCGGAUCAUUCAGCAUGGCGGAAAUGCAUGCUUGGCUGGUGCUCAGCCUCACAGAAGUGGCUGAGCGGCCUCCAGCUGGAGACUCAGCCACACUUCGCUUCGUCUCCACCUUUCUUGGCACUUUGCUUAUAUGUUUCUACAGACGGGGUGAAGCAACAUUUAAAUCCGACAACAUUUCUACAAUUUCAAUACUGAGGGACGUCCUUGCUCAGCAAGCCACCAAGAAAACGAUCAGACUGGACAUCACAUGUGAAUUCAACGAGGAGAGCAUAGCACAUACACUGCGAAUGAUUCACCCAAAACUUGAACACCAGCUGAUACUGGCCAAGAAGGUGCAGCUCGUGGAGGCCCUGAAGGAUCUCAAGGUGUACGAAGGAAAUUCGGAUUGCCUUGCACCUGAAUAUCAAGACAUACUGGAGCAAAGCGAUGAGCUGGAGCUGGAAUUCAAGAAACAACCUUGUUACCUGGAAAGACUUUACGGAAUGAUCACCGACCUCUACAUCGACGUGUACAAAUUUAAAGGAAUCAAUGUGAAGAGCAAGGUUCCUGCGCUGCUCCAAGUCCUCGACCACUACGACUUCAGUGCGCUUGUUGCCUUUUUCAAUCACAAUGCAUAAUCUUCACCAGCGUGCAGGAAGUUCAUGCAGCUCUUGGUCAAUACCAUUAAUUUGUUUAGGUAUUGGAGAAUUUUUUUUUUUUUGCACGACUGCUUGAUGUCAUAAUAGCUCAGGUUGUACGCCUCAAAACCAGUCCUCGUGUAAGGGAAACCGAGCUGUUGCAGGACUCCCGAAAUCACUAUAGUAAUGGUAAAUUCAAUACGACUAAGAACGCGCAAAGAGCUGUAAAGUACGCUUCAUAAAAAACGUUGCGUAAUCUCCCUAUGUAAAAAUCUCUAAACAGGAUUUCUGAGCUGCCAUUUUGACAAAAGUGGACUUGUCGCGCAGUCCAGGUCAGAGGGACCCUCCCACAUUCACUCGAUGGUCACCAAAUAAAUGUUUUCUCUCUC
Messenger RNA from Rhipicephalus microplus (southern cattle tick), 2540 nucleotides. Its product is annotated as BBSome complex member BBS7. Gene Ontology annotation, biological process: intracellular transport; intracellular protein localization; cilium assembly. The record is from RefSeq and is a predicted model, not a curated record. Gene Ontology annotation, cellular component: BBSome; ciliary basal body; membrane. Lineage: Eukaryota; Metazoa; Arthropoda; Arachnida; Ixodida; Ixodidae. Gene Ontology annotation, molecular function: protein binding.